This is a messenger RNA of Pelobates cultripes (western spadefoot toad), 591 nucleotides long. NCBI's taxonomy places the organism in Eukaryota, Metazoa, Chordata, Amphibia, Anura, Pelobatidae. The record is from the annotation of a GenBank genome assembly.
AUGAAAGAAUCUGAAAAAGGAUAUAAAUCCAUUGAGGAAGCUCUGGAACAAGAACCAGAUGUUAAGUUUGUACGCACUGACAUUGCCAGAUUUUAUAGGAGAGAGGGAAGAGUUGAUGACGCUAUUGAGCAAAUGAAAAAAGCUAUUGAACUAAAACCAAAGUCUUGUAAUGCUCACUACCAGAUAGGCCUUUGCUACCGAAAUAAGGCAAAUCCACUAUUUAAUCAAAGAAAUACACAGAACGAGGAGAUUAUCCAGAAAGCUCUAGAUCAUUUUGAACAGGCAACUGAAUUGAAGAAAUCAUUUGUGGUUGCAUAUAUUCACGUAGCAGAGAUGUAUGUCUGGUGCAAACAAUUUGAAAAAGCCAAAGAAGUCUUCCAUGAAGUGUUAAACAUGAAAAAUCUCACAGAGGAAGACAAACAGGAAAUUCAUUUCACGUAUGGACUUUGUGAGGAACAAUACAUGAAAAAUCAGGAUGAAGCCAUUAGGCAUUACAAAGAGGUAACAAAAAUUCAAAAACAAACAUACAUAAGAGAGAAAGCCUUGAAAAAAAUAGAAUACCUGGAAAAGAGAAGAUGUCAAGAAUACUGA